AUGGCUCAAACUUCCGAAAGCCAGGUGUUGAACCCGGAAAUUACCAUCGAUGAUUUUAUCAACCCACAUCCAUCACGCGAGAUCCUCCUUAGGAUGGUCAACCGGGAUGACGUCUCUACAGUGAGCGCAGUAGAGGAAAUCGUCGCUUUGACUAGAGCAGCUGGCCAGAAUGAUACGCUCUCUGGGCACGCGAAUAUCGUAACUGCCACUCUGAUUGCAUUAGCCAAGCGUAUACCAUAUGAUCAGCAAUCCAAGCUUGUUGAGUUUGCAGUUCGCCUAGCGCAGACAACCGUGCCUGACCCGACAGAGGGAGGGGUGCUUUGCUUCCAUAUCGGGAGUGGGAGGAUACCAUUUUGGUCGCGGAUGCCUCAAUUUUCAGAGCAUUUGUCUGAAGAAUGGCUGAGAAACUUCAGGGUUACUCAUGAUGACCGUUUGAGAAAUCUUGACUAUGCAAAUUUAGUAGCCUUCUAUGCUCAGCUCGCGGACAUCAAAUUCCAGGACCUUUCUUAUAACAGUUCUUGGGACAAUCCCCAAUUAAGACAACUGCAUAAUAACAAUGAGCUUACAAGGCAAGAUGUGCGGGUAGGCUGCAUGUGGUUUAUCCAUGCACCGAAGAAAGCUUGGUUGGAUAUCCAUAUCGUCAACGACGACGGGUCACACCCGGAGCUCUGGCGAAGGUGGAAGCAAUAUUUACAAGAUUAUCAAUUUUCGGAUGAUGGUUCAGAUGCAGAAUUUCAGAGGGUUGUUUGGUGUGCUUUGGAAAGCAUGGACAGGACUGAAGCUGAGCUGGAGAUAAACGGCUCUGCUCCCUUCGUAUGGCGGGAGUACGGGACAUGA
Molecule: messenger RNA, 837 nt
Organism: Clonostachys solani
Lineage: Eukaryota; Fungi; Ascomycota; Sordariomycetes; Hypocreales; Bionectriaceae
Source: the annotation of a GenBank genome assembly